Messenger RNA from Cantharellus anzutake, 970 nucleotides. RefSeq lists its product as uncharacterized. The record is from RefSeq and is a predicted model, not a curated record. Bases 290 to 742 code for a protein of 150 amino acids. The transcript has a single exon. Lineage: Eukaryota; Fungi; Basidiomycota; Agaricomycetes; Cantharellales; Hydnaceae.
CGCUAUUUCACCCACGCAUACUCCCGCUCUCUACAGCACCUUCCUCCGAGCCGUCGUCAACUCUCGUGCUACCAGCGCUCCAUCUAGUCCUCCCACUGCCAACAUCCCAAACCCCAGCACUCAGCCGCAAUACCUUCAACAACAGCAAGCACAAGUCAAGGGUGCAACCUCAAGUAGCCAGCAAGCGACAGGCGGUGUCGUGGAGCCUCAAGUCGACCGGACGAGUGGUCCUGCUGCGGGGAUCUUUGGUGAUGAGCAGCAGUUUGGAGAUGGCGCGCUUGGCCUCAAAAUGUUCCCCCCUGCCACUGGCAGUUCUACGAUGGUGAACGUCGUGCCAAAUGGCACGGUUGCUGGUCUCCCGGACCUCCCUUGGACACCAUCUGGCCCUGGAACGACAUCUGGUCUUCCCGGCCCGAGCACGGAGACGGAUAUCCAGAGCUCCAUGAAUUUCCAGAUUCCUCAGAGCAGCAUAGAUGACUUCGGAAAUAUGUCAAUGGACACCAUUCUUGCUGGAGGGUUCUGGGACAACGUUCUUGUUCCUGGCUAUUCCAGUGGCUUAGAGGGUUUAAGUGGUGGGUUCGUGUUUGGGGCUGGCGGGAGUGGGUUCAUUACGCCGAGACGUCAAUCGCCUGAGCCAGAGACGCUGAUCCUUGGUGGUGUGGCUUCCUCGUCUGGGUUUCCGCAGGCAUUCCAGCCGCAGCAGAAUGGUACGAUCAACCUAUCACCCAAAAACCCUUCGUGAACGGAAACUUUGACUUGAAAUUAUUCCCAUCCAUCAUCUAUAUGUAUGUUUAGGAUGAUCUAUGUGACCCGACCCAACAAAUUACCCUCUUGUUCCUGUUAUAUCCGGUGUUUCUGGUUGUGAUAUCCCUACUUUGUUUCUAACGUCUGCACCAUCUUGUAACAACAUCGUUGUAUGCAGUUCCAGAUUUAUACGGAAUUAUGAUAAGCGACCUACUUUCCAACCUGA